GUUGUGACGUAAGCAGAAAGCGGAAGAAAUUGUUUACCAAGCAAAACACGAUGCCGAAGAGUUGUGCGCUCCCCGAGUGCAAGAAGACCGAGGGCAAGGGGGUCGGUUACUACAAGUUCCCCUUGCAGGACAAAGUGCGCCUGAAGCAAUGGCUGCUGAACAUGAACACGGAGAACUUUAUCCCCACCAAAAACCAGUACCUGUGCAGCAAGCACUUCAAACCAUCCUGCUUCCAGUACCGCUGGGGAGUGCGCUUCCUAAAGCCAGAUGCCGUCCCGACCAUCUUCCCCGUCACCGGGGGUGUUAUGACCAAGAAAUGCCCAGCUGCGACCAGAGUGCUCCAUUUUGCACAAAACGUAAAGAAUGACGUAGGUGCCGCGUCUACCCCGGGCUUGGAAUUUAUCGGGACGCGACCCCAGACGCAGGCGCAGACAGAACCGAUGGCUAUAGCCAUCAACCCCGUCUUCCCGACCGGACAGAUCUUCAUCGGAGCCGAUUCUCUAGUUAAGGACGUCGCCAUGGCCAGCACCGUAACGGGAGCAGUGAAUCUGGUACCUUUAGUCCACUUUGUGGAAUCCUUUGACGGCUUGUCGCUGACGCUGACCCCUUCGCAGGCUCCGGGUCUGUCUUCCAUAGCGCUGCCUUUCGAGGUGACCGGCGAGAACGGAAUCCCGUUGUCACAGCCCAUCUCCUUCAUUACCGAGGAACAAAUUGCUUCCACGACGCUGCAGCACGACUUAUACGCCGGCAAAGUCAUCUCGCCGUGCCAGACAGAAGUCCCCACCAUCCUAAAUAUUUCUAACGACGGAACCCUGGUGAUCGAAGAUGUCUCCGCAGGAGCUUUCAGCCAGAGCGGCUUGCAGGUUGAAGCCCCGGCAGAGAUGUCGCCUGAGGAGCUGGCAAACUAUCUGGAGACCAUGCAGACGGCCACGGCUGUUCCCGUUUUGCCGACAGGACCGCUUCCACCCUUGAUGCCCUCCGAGACGGUGCUCUCCAACUCCAUCACGGGACCCAUAUCAUCCACGGUCCCUAUUGUGUCCAAACACGCCACGCUCCUGUCAGGGACCCCCGCGCCGCAGGAGGAGGAAGAAGAAGUUCUCGUAGACGGGGGGCUCACGGAAGCCCUAUCCACACCUGAACUCUUGUCCAUAGCCGUGGAAUUGCAGAAGAAAGUGAAGACCCUUCAGCAGAGACAUCGCAGGAACUCCUCCAAGCUGGAAGUCCUGGAAGGCGUCGUGGAACAGCUCAAGAAAGAAAACGUCAUCUCGGAUGAGAAACUGAAUUUUCUUGAAGUGGCUUCUGUCCAAUCCGGUUCUGAGUUACCGGAAACUCACGCCUUUACCAUCGUUUGCCGAGACGACGAACGGAAUGUGAUGUACGCUCUGCCGGCGGACAAUGACAGCCAGACCGCAGUGAAUUUAAUCACGCUGUAGUUUCAUUUUAUUUUUGUGGUAAAGAGGAACUGUGACCGGCCCAAACCUUACAUUAAUCCGCCGAGCGUAAAAGUGGUCUGCUUGUUGUAUUAACGCUGGUUUUUGGGAUGUCUCUCCUCGCCCCCCCCCCCCCCCCCCGAUCAGGUAUAUAAAGCAAACUAGAAAGGCUUGAGGUAUAAAGCAUCAUCCUGAUCGGAGGACAGUUACACGAUGUAUAUAUAAAACGCUCUAAACACAAGAGACACGAAACACGUUAACACAACAACG
Spea bombifrons (plains spadefoot toad) is the source of this 1700-nucleotide messenger RNA. RefSeq lists its product as uncharacterized. The coding region runs from base 51 to 1433 and encodes 460 amino acids. The record is from RefSeq and is a predicted model, not a curated record. The transcript is spliced from 4 exons. Lineage: Eukaryota; Metazoa; Chordata; Amphibia; Anura; Pelobatidae.